AUGGUGCGGCCUAAUACCGAGCAAAAGCUCGACAUGGCCGCGGGGGGAAGCACCAGGGCCGGGCGAGGGAUCGGUGCCGAAGCGCCAAGAAAGGUCCAGCCCUUUGAAGGAAAACAUUUUUUUGGGGGGGGCGUGCCCCAUUCACCCACUUUGGAGAGAGCUAAGGAUCUACACUGUAGCGUCAUUAUUUGGGCUCUGGGGCGGCUUUUCGGCCUUUUUCGGAAGGCGCUGGACGAGUUGGUGAAGUCGGACGAGCCCCAUCGUCGGAGCCGGCCCCAAACAGCGAAGCUGUCGCGGAGCGACGGGCCCUAUGCCCGAGGCGCCAACCGAGGCGAGUCCCGGAGGCGGGUGCCGCCCGAGGAGAAGGGCUUGCUGAAGACGCAAUGCUUCUUCGAGGAGAAGGACUUGGUCAUCAAGCUCUACGACACCGAGGUGCUGGUGAUCAAGGAGAAGACGACGAAGGACGACGACGACGGGUCCGAAACGCAAAGCCUGGUCUUGGAGCUGACCAGCGGCGGCUUCCGGACGGCUGAGACCAAGGCCAUCCUCAACGAGGCAUUGAAGCCGAUGGCGCUGCAGGUGGAGAGUGAAAAUGGCGCUACCUGGCAGCUGCGGAGCGAGUACAAGACCCCGGGCCAGGUGACCACCGACUCCUCCUUGCAGCCGUUUGAGGAUGGGAUGGCGGUCACCGUGCCAGCAGUGGUGUCACUGCAGAUGGUGAAGGAGAAGUUGGUCCCUGGCUCCACGGUGCGCCAGGCGCGGGGGGUCCGUGAUGGAGUCCGUGGGGUGCCGAAGAGGAGGAAGAGGAGGAAGUCGAGGUCACCCUCGAUGGCCGCCGCCGCCGGGGUUGGGGCGGCUCGGGGGGAUGGAGAUGGUUUGCGAGAGAGGUCCCCUCACCACGAGAUGGUUGCUCGGGGUGCGUUGAGCUUUUCAGAGGAGCACAAUGAUGGAGUGCAAGGCAUUGGCCGCCGCAUCCACCGCAUGGAUGGCCGCAUCCGUCGCUGGGGUGAAAGCAGAUGUUCAGAGCACCGGCGUUGUCGCUGCGAACCACCGGCGACCUCCUCCGGCUACGGAUCGCAUGGACCCGUGGUGGUUUCGACCGAACUCAGCCUGUUCUUAGAUUUCUAUGGUUUGAGUGGUCGACUGGGAAGAAGAUGGAAGAUGGAAGAUGCAAGGAUAUGGAAGACCCUCCCUGACUUCCGAUGUGCCAAGGGGAGUUUCGUCUGGGCCACGGCGCACUUUUGCCCCUCGCUCUUCUUGCGGAACGUGCCUCAUUCAGAGACCUGCUUUUCCUUCGGCUCACUCUACAUCUUUUCUCAAGCGCUUGGCUUGGUCUGGAUGUUCCUGGUGGUGCUCCUGGCCGUGAUGAGUGUGCGCAUCGUGACGCUCAGCAUGAACAAAGCUGUUCAACACCUGUCAACUGAACAGCAUGAGAACGACCAGUAUGGCGAUCAACCGUUGCGCGCCGUGGCCCUGUGCUAUGUCUACUACAGCGUCAUCCGCCUGAUCAUUCUUUUCGCUCGCUCCUCGAAGCGGUCGGUCUGGCCGACGGAUGGGGCGGUCCUGGGCUGCUGGGAAGCGCGGCAGAGGCGAGGAAAUUUUGCGCUGGUGGGCGAUGAAAGUAGGUUGGGCGAGGAGGACUUGCUUCACCAUGAUGGGGGCUCCAUGUGGACGGUGGCCUGGGAGUUGUACCACGACUUCCCCACGCUUCGGCGGAUGCUGCUGCUGGAGGCGGAGAUCGCGCGCGCGCGCGCCCAAACAAGAGAGACGAAGGUCUUCAUCACAGCGGGUCGUGCCUCCCCACGGAACGACAAGGACAAGGGCGGUAGCAAAGAUGGUGAGGAUGCGCAAUCCACCCACAUCCGCAGACAGACCCGACGGCGGAUCGUGCUCGUGACGCCCCUGCUGGUCUUGGCCUUGGGGCACUUGACGCUGCUGCUGGGGCAGAGCUAUUGCAUUUGUGGGGACGCCUUGCCCAUCUUUCAGCCCACGGCGCCCUGGCCGGAGCCCGGCGGCGGUUCGGAGGCUCUUCGCCCUUUGCCGCUUUUCACCACCGAGUGCACCCCUCCGGCGGAUGAGGGAGGCGUCCAGCGCACCACCGAGGCGCAUUUGAACCGCACCAUCCGAUUCGUGCUCUUCGUCUCGCAGAUCCAAUGGUUCCAGGUGGGCGGCCCGGGACCGGGCGGCCCGAGGAGCGGGGGAGACCCGGGAGACCGGGCUGUUCGGCGCCGACGGUUGGGGCUAGAGGAACAGGCCUUUACCGGGCUUUUCAUCCACUGGAGCACAGCCAUUGCCCAAGGCAAAGGGCUGCUGCCACGCCGCUGGGAAGGCCUGGUGUCCUUCACCCUGCUGGGUCUCCUGAUGCCCUGCUCCAGCUGCCGGCUCUUCGCAUGGCUGGUGCAACCGGCGGGCAGCGGCGUGGUGCGGCGGACCCUGGGAGGUGUGCCCCACCACGUGGCGGACACCGCCUUGGUCACGGCCUGGAGCUGGUGGUCCCUGGCGGCCGUCUCCGUGGUCAUGCGUCCGCAGCUCUUCGGGCUCUCCGGCUUCACCCUGCGGAGUGUCAGCCUAGACUCGCGCUGGCGACUCUUGACCACUCUCUUCAAAUACACGCUCUUCUUCUGGAUGGCAGUUCACUUCCUGCGGGGUUGCGUGGCACAUGGCUUUGCCGCCGCGCAAACGGACUUGAUCACCAUCAGCUUUAUGUACCCCAUGUUCCUCUGCUUCGUCUGGACCGCGACCUUCAUAGCGGUCUCCCUGUCAGGGCUCUUCCGUGGUCUGGUGCCGCUGCUGGGCGCGCUGGUGGCGGUGCCGGGCAUUCUGCUGCUCUCACGGCUCUUGUGCGGCUGGGUGGACCGAGAUCAGCAUGUCCUCUUGACGACGUUGACCUGGCUCCACCUGCUGCGCGCGGGCUUCCGUGUGAGCCGCUACAUGGGGCUCUGGUGGAAGACCUCGGUGCCCAGCGCCGCGGUCGUUGAGAAGGGACCUUUGAUGGGAGAAGGGCAGUGCGAAGGCGUCGACCGAGGCCGUUUCGAGGCGCCGCCCAUCGAGAUCAAGUUCGCCGUGAACCCCGCUGCGUGGUUGGGGAACCGGCUGGGCCGAGCGGACGAAGGGGGGGUGCCAGGAGCGAGCGAGGUCGGGGCGGAGGACAGCCAUAAAGUGCUGAAGACCACCUACACCGUGGAGCGGAGGUUCGGGCGCAUCGCGGCGCGCGUGCUGCUGCUGAUUUGUGGCACCUUUCUGCUGAUCCUGUGCCUUGGGCGGAAGCGCGGGAAGCGCGGGGAAGACGGAAGGGUCCGGAAGGGUCUGGAAGACGGCGAUCUGGAAGAUCUGAAAAGAAGGUCCACCCGGUCACCCUCCCUUUUGCGACUUGAAACCAUUCAAACACCUUUUAGUGGAGACUCUAACUGGAGGGGGUGGCUGGUGGUUUCUCUACAAACCUAA
This is a messenger RNA of Durusdinium trenchii, 3444 nucleotides long. The record is from the annotation of a GenBank genome assembly. NCBI's taxonomy places the organism in Eukaryota, Dinophyceae, Suessiales, Symbiodiniaceae.